AUGCAUUCUUUUGUCUUUCUAAGCCUUGUUGGCCUCAGCUUACUUGCUCGGCCAACUGCAGCCCAACCAAAUAUGGUCGACUCAUGCAACAACAUUACUCCUCCGAUCGUCCCAGGUGCCACGGUCAAAUCCAUCAAGAGUCAAAUCUAUCGCGACCACUCCGUUACUGCGCUUCCCCCUACGCUUCUCCAGAAUGUCACGCAUCUAGACAUCUGUGAAGUCAAUGUCACUCUAUCCCAUUGGAAUGAAGACGAUACCGUUCUCGUGCAGACAUGGUUGCCUCUUAACAACUGGAAUUCCCGUUAUCUCGCUAUUGGUGGUGGUGCUUGGGCAGCCGGACUCGGCCAAUUUGAUCUUGCUCUUCCUGCUUCUCAAGGUUACGCUGUCUCAUCGACCAACGCUGGCCUCAGCGGGAAUCCAAUCGAUCCGUCAGACUGGGCCUUGAAGCAAGAUGGUACCGUCAAUUAUGGUCUUCUCAAGAACUUUGCCUCGAGAUCUGUUCACGACAUGGCAGUUGUUGGCAAGGCCAUUACAGCUUCUUUCUACAAGGUCCCGGCUAAGAAGGCAUAUUUCAAUGGCUGCUCCACUGGGGGUCGUCAAGGUUUGGCGGCAGCACAGCAGUAUCCCGAUGAUUUUGACGGAAUACUUGCUGGAGCUCCGGCCAUCUAUUGGACGGAGUAUGUCAUCGCCGAGCUUUGGCCUCAAGUUGUUAUGAAAGACGCCAACUAUUAUCUAUCGCCAUGUGAGCUGGAUGCUUUUGUAUCAGCAGCCGUGGAAUCAUGCGAUGGGAAGGACGGCGUUAAUGAUGGCGUAAUUACAGAGACGUUCACCUGCGAAUACAAUCCUUUUACUCUUGUCGGUAAAAGCAUUGAAUGUGGAAACGAGAAAAUGGUGGUCAACCAAAUUGCUGCUUCAAUAGUUAGCAAGAUAUGGAGAGGACCAUCUGAUUCGAGAGGCAAAACUCUAUGGUAUGGAAUGCCCAAGGGUGCAUCCCUUGCUGCAUUAGCUGCUUCGAAGACAGUCAAUGGGACAACCACUGGUUCACCGUUUUUUGUUGCCGAUACAUGGGUGCGUAACUUCGUCAAGCCAGAUCCCAACUUUGACAUAUCACAACUCAAUACCGCAGGCUUUGAGAAGCUGUUCUUAGAGUCACGAGAUAAGUUCGGUCACAUCAUGGAUUCCUCAAACCCCAAUCUCCAUCCGUUCAAGAAAGCAGGUGGAAAGAUAAUUAUCUGGCAUGGUCUGAGUGAUCAGUUGAUCUAUCCUCAGGAUAGCAUCCGAUACUUCAGAGAGGUGGAGAAGAGGUUUAAAUCCAAGGGGAAAGACGAGGACUUGGAUAAGUUUCUUCGUCUGUUUCUUGCUCCUGGGGUUGAUCAUUGCGGCUUUGGACAGAGCGCCGGUGCUGUACCAACUGAUCCAUUUGGAGCAUUGUUGGCUUGGGUUGAAGACCGCAAACCUCCCCAUGUAUUGGAUGCACAUACGAAACCUGACGCUCUUGCUCAGUUCUCACGAAAGAUAUGUCAUUAUCCUGCAGUGGCGAAAUACAAGGGUAGGGGGAACACGGACAACUCCAAGAACUACAUUUGUGUCUUUCCGUAG
Messenger RNA from Fusarium redolens, 1599 nucleotides. RefSeq names its product Tannase/feruloyl esterase. NCBI's taxonomy places the organism in Eukaryota, Fungi, Ascomycota, Sordariomycetes, Hypocreales, Nectriaceae. The record is from RefSeq and is a predicted model, not a curated record. The transcript has a single exon. Bases 1 to 1599 code for a protein of 532 amino acids.